UUAUCUGUUGUUUGCUUCGAUGCGACUGUUGUGGAAACCAACCAAACCACCCAGCACUUUUACUUUCCACAUUCGACACCCGCAUUGCCAAUACCGAUGCGACCAAGUUCCGCCAAAUCGCCAAAUUACCAUUCGAUCGUUCGGCGUGUUAUCAAACGGGCCCCGCAGCUUCGGCGCUCCGCCGAAGAUGCAUCCGAACAGCGCCUCCGAUUUACCACCGAUAUCCCGACUGAUUACACCUCCAGGGAAUGGUUGCGGCCACCGGGAUGCAGAGGAACGAGGUCCGCACCGAUCACCAUCACCGCGAGCACUGUGAAUGGGACGGCGAUCGCCCAACCGGCAACGUUU
Molecule: messenger RNA, 348 nt
Organism: Phyllotreta striolata
Lineage: Eukaryota; Metazoa; Arthropoda; Insecta; Coleoptera; Chrysomelidae
Source: the annotation of a GenBank genome assembly